Messenger RNA from Rhizoctonia solani, 672 nucleotides. RefSeq names its product Retrotransposable element Tf2 protein. Gene Ontology annotation, molecular function: chromatin binding. Gene Ontology annotation, cellular component: pericentric heterochromatin. The record is from RefSeq and is a predicted model, not a curated record. The transcript has a single exon. Gene Ontology annotation, biological process: chromatin organization; negative regulation of transcription by RNA polymerase II. The coding region runs from base 1 to 672 and encodes 223 amino acids. Lineage: Eukaryota; Fungi; Basidiomycota; Agaricomycetes; Cantharellales; Ceratobasidiaceae.
AUGGGUUAUGACACAACAGGCAAAUCCCCCUUUAAGGCACUAUACAGCUGGGAACCUUCCUUGACUCCAAGUAACGUUCCAACAGACGUCCCUGAGGCAGACAAUCUAGCAACCCAGAUGGAGGCACAAUGGCGGGAAAUAGAGGCAGCACUCCGGCAAUCAAAGACACGCAUGGUGGCCAGAGAAGUAGGAGAACCACUUGAGUUUGAAAUUGGGGAAGAAGCCUGGCUAGACGCCAAAAACGUGAAGCUAAAGACCCUUAGUCCAAAGCUAACCAAACAACGCCUAGGCCCCUUCAAAGUAACCAAGAAAAUCUCCAACAGAGCAUACCGCCUAGAACUUCCGCCCACAAUGAGAAUCCACAAUGUUUUCUACGUGGGUCUUCUGUCAAAGGUCAAAAGGGAUAAAAAGCGCAACUUCAAGAACUGGCCACCACCUGUCACCGUGGAUGGAGAAGAAGAAUACAAGGUUGAAGGGAUCACAGACAUGGAAGAAAGAAACGGGAAGUGGUUUUUCAGGGUAAAAUGGAAAGGCUACGGAUCAGAGGAGAAUACCUGGGAACCAAGGGAGAACCUCAAAAACGCCGAAAAAAUCCUAGAAAAAUUUGAAAAAGAAAUGAAAAAGAAGGCCCUUGGCGCUGCCAAGGCCCUUAGAGGGGGGGCAGUGUCGUAG